GCAGCUUUCCAGUCAAGAUUCUCAGGUUGUUUCAGUAUGUCUGCUGCAAUGAUGAACGCCGUGUACUACGAAGAACCGCGAAAGUUCGACGUGCGCCAAGUGCCCGUUCCGCAGGUUGGAGACGACGAUGUGUUGUUCAAAGUCGUUUGCUGUGGUGUGUGCGGUACCGACAAUCACGUACACGACGGAGAGUUCAUCACCACAUUUCCCCUGGUCCCUGGCCACGAAGUCGUCGGCAUAGUCGCAGACUACGGAAAGAACGUCCACGGGUUUGCCAUGGGAGACCGAGUAGUAGCAGAUCCAGGCGUAACGUGCGGCGCGUGCUUCUACUGCCGCAGAGGCACCUCACUCCUCUGCGAGAACUUCCUCGGGAAGGGCGUGAGCUCAGCCGAGCGCGGCGGUUUUAGCGAAUACAUCACAUUCCACGCCAGCAAAGUCUACAAGAUCCACAACCUCACCGACGAAGAAGCGACGCUCGUCGAGCCCGCCGCAUGUGCCAUCCACGGGAUGGACCAGCUCUCCGCGCCAGUGGGCGUCGAGGCGCUCGUGAUCGGAGCGGGGCCCACGGGCCUCAUCCUCGCGCAGCUCCUCAAGCUCAACGGCGCGAUGCGCGUCGUCAUCGCCGCGAACAAGGGGAUCAAGACCCAGGUGGCGAUAAAUCUCGACGCGGGAGACGCGUAUGUUGAGCUUGAUAGGGAGGAUCCCGGGCCGCAGUGGGAGCGGCUGAGGAAGGAGUAUCCGUAUGGGUUUGAUGUCGUCGUUGAGGCAACCGGCUCGGAAAAGGUCGCGAACGACGCGAUCAACUACGUGCGCAGGGGCGGGACGCUGAUGAUCUACGGCGUGUACGACCGCUCGUCGACCGUCCACUGGUCGCCAGCCAAGAUCUUCGGGGACGAAAUCCGAAUCAUCGGCUCCUUCGCGCAAACGCAUUGCUUCCCUCGCGCGGUACAAUACCUAGAUAGCGGGAAGAUCCGCAUCAAAGGCAUGGUGACGGACGUCUUCACGAUCGCGGAAUACCAAAAGGCGCUGGAUAAGCUGAACAGCCGCGAGGCCGUGAAGAUCGCGGUGAGGCCGCAGUGACGUGUACGAGCGAGCGUAUCGGCUUGAACGCCUCACUCGUGGUGAACACUGGUAACCAUCCAUCAUGAACCAAUAUUGCAAGGCGAUAGCCGAGCCUGGCAAGUGCCUGAGGAUAAUAUACAUGGUCAGGUGUGCCUUCCGCCCUCCGCUUUGCAUGCCAAUCCCCGC
Messenger RNA from Laetiporus sulphureus 93-53, 1248 nucleotides. RefSeq names its product GroES-like protein. The record is from RefSeq and is a predicted model, not a curated record. Gene Ontology annotation, molecular function: zinc ion binding; oxidoreductase activity. NCBI's taxonomy places the organism in Eukaryota, Fungi, Basidiomycota, Agaricomycetes, Polyporales, Laetiporaceae. The transcript has 10 exons. Bases 37 to 1080 code for a protein of 347 amino acids.